UGCUUCACUGCUGCUCCUGCUCCUGCUACAGACUGGAAAUGGCCGACGACACUGAAGCCAAGUGGGAAUCGGGGGCUCUGCAGGGAGCGGAUGGCGGAUGACGGGCGGUCGACACCGGGGAGUACGGAAGAGAGCCGGCAAGUGCGAGCGGCCAGCAAACGCAGAGCGUGCAGGACGUGCAGAAGAAUACCUGUGGGAGAGGGGAACAGUGUUCCGGAGGGUGAGCUGCAGGUUGGUCGGUUCCGUCUGCAGUGAUGGCACUUUCAGCAAGCCACAGGCAGUGGGAGGCAGGUCAGAUCGGAUCCUGUCUCCCUCUCUCUCCUCUGGCCCUGCACAAACAUUAUGUAUGGGCAAGUCGAGUCGGGCAAAUCCAUGCCGUGCUAUGAUCGACUCGGUCCGCGGCUGCAAACAGUCAGCAUUUACAACCUCCAUAUCGUGCAGCACCUACUUACCUACAGGGAUGGCCGAAGCCUUGUCGUCAAGCUGUAUGGGCAAUGCGCGAGCCCGAGCCGAUGCAGCCAAAGCCCAGGUGAUGAUGAUGUCUCGCGUGCAUCUCUACAUACCAUCUAGCAGAGGGCUCACUUGGAGGCCCGGGACUUUUGUGACAUGUGGCUUGAAUGGCUGCAGUGGUUAUGGUCCUUGCUCAUUCGAGAAAUGCGGGGGGGUGCGCGAGCGGCCUUGCAGCCAUGACCUGAUUUUACUUUCUUUUUACAAGCUCAGGACGGGAUGUGGUUACAAGGGGGAGAGGCUACUAGUAGUUUGACAAUUCCAGGCUCGAAUUGAAAGUGAUUGCAGGUGCGGAAACAGCAACCGUGAGCUCUCAGCAACUUCGCAGCCGCGGGUGGCACAUUGCGUUCAAGUUGCGGACACAUUCUCCUCCCGCGAUGGAUGGAAGUUAACAC
Molecule: messenger RNA, 902 nt
Organism: Chaetomium strumarium
Lineage: Eukaryota; Fungi; Ascomycota; Sordariomycetes; Sordariales; Chaetomiaceae
Exons: 1
Coding region: 98-763 (221 amino acids)
Source: RefSeq, a predicted model, not a curated record